UGUCGAUUUCUCAUAUCUACGACUUGUUUUUCUUUCCCGGUUGUAGAGGAAAAGAUGCAAGAACUCAUGAUUUGAAAUGAGCUGGUAAGUACAACGUACAUGUAGUAAAACGAGAUUAUAUCUCCAUAAUGAGUGACAAUUUUUUUUUCAAGUUAAUGUUUUUAUUUAUAUGUACUACAUCUGAUCCUGAUUCAGUUGUACACUAACGUUUUAUAAACACAGCUGAUCAUUACUACAAAGUCGUUUCGAUACGAACUCAAGCAGUAAAGCUGCACAAAAAUUUCGUGCACUUUAGGUAUCGUUUACUUGUGAACAAGGAGAACAUUUUGGGUGAUCGAAUACAGUAAAACCCCGGGACUAAGGACCUGGAUUUUAUGAUUACAAACCUGUUACCUGCUAGUUAAGCCCCCUCUAUAAUAACCUGUUUAGUCUAAAAGGUGAAACCUUUUAUUUUCUAAAAUUUAUGAAAAAAUUCUGCACAUUAGGGAAAAUAAGAUAAUAAUAAGUCAACAUUCAGAAUCCUCUUUGGAGACAUAGGUAGACAUAGCUGCAACAUAAUGUAAAAGCCAAUUAUGUUUAAAUCAAAUAAAAUUGUCAUUGAUACAAUUACAAAUCAAAUAAGUUUUUCUUUUUCUGUUCGUUUUACCAUAACUUCUAAUUUGGUAUGCAGAUAUUAUAAGCUGAACCACUAAAAUACUCCUACCCACAUUGUAUUUUUUUCCUCAGAAAAUAUGAAACUUGUAACUAGCUUAAAUUUGCGCUAACUAUCAUUUAUAUAAGAACCUGUUUAGGCUAACUUGGAAAAAUCCAGGUUCUUAGUCUUGGGGUUUUAUUGUAUUCUUGGUUCUUUAAGCCAAGUACAUGGAACUGUUUCAUGUCACCCGAAUUUUAUCAGGUGAAGUGCGCAGAGAAACAAAGUUAAUUUUUGUUAAAUAAAGAGUGUGUGUAAUAUAUCUCUUUCUUUAAACCAUCAUGAGUCAAAACAAACAGAAUGAAUGUGUAACAUGCCUCAUUUUUUAAGUGAUGAUGAGACGAAACAAGCAGUAUAUUAAGCGCACUUAUGUCUAAUAUACUGUAUCUCGCUCUUUAAGUGCCCUUGUUGAACAACAAAGCAAGCACAAUAAACGAUAAACAUAUCUCGUUCUUAAAUCUUCGAUGAGACAGAACCAGGGCAAUACAUUACGGAAUCGCGCCUGUAGAUACGCGUCGCUAGUAAAUGCAAAUUUUUCUGUCAAUCAAAUGUGUCCUAUUAUUUAUAGGUGGUGUCCUAUUAUUUAUAAAUUGGUAAAACAUCGUUAUUGUUUUGGAAACAAUAGAAGAACAAAAGAUAACAGAAAGAUCAGGUUAUGCAGUCUUAAAGCGUGUUGCAUGACUUAAAUCAGCUGGAGCAUUUCUCCUAGCUUUCCCGCAUUAAAAUGUUGGAAUGAAAAGUCUGAAGCUUAGCUUUUAAAAUCUUGAUAGCCAAAAUAAAAGGGGUGCCCCAAAAGGCAAGCAUUUGGGAAUUCAAAAUCGAUAUUUUUGUCUCCAGCGAAAUCUGGCGGAUGAACAGUAAUUUGCAUAUAAGCGUAAGUGAAGCGAAAUAGAAUACAAAUUGCCGUGGUUGUAAACACAACGUUUCCUCGAAGUUUUUUUCCUUUUGAAAGCGUAAAUUCGCAUGAAAGAGCUCAGCUCGCACAAAAUAAUAUAAAAUGAAACGAAUCAAAUCGAAAAGUGGUAAAAAAAAGUCAGGAUAUUUCAAUUCGAUGGAAAUUAAGUGAUUGGGUAGGUGAUUUGCAUACUGAUAAAAAUAACUUCUAGCGCAGUUCAAAACCGUUCGGCUUCCUGAAUUGUUUUCCUGGAAUUCUUUACAUUCUGCUGGCCUAAAUCGUUAAAAUAUGUUAUGAAGUCAAAAUAAAGAAUCAAUUUGAGCGUUUGUAUUUCCUUAUAAAACAGAGAGUUGCGCGAAAGCUUCGAUCUAUAGAUUUUCUUAAGUUAAAUUACCUUUGUAUCAUGGAAACAAUACCCUAACACUUGAGUCUUGUAUCAAAGGACGCGACAAGCGUCGGCUCCCUUUGUGAGUGCGCAAAUAGUCAUGGGACCCGCGAUUUUGCGGGCGACACAGAUCUAGAGGCGCCGUUCCGUAAUGAAAUGUGUAAUAGGAAUGCUAGGAUGUUGUUGAGCAUGAUAAAAUUUUGGGCAACAUAACUCAGCAUUUCAGGCACCUUGACUAAAAACUUGACAUAACGUGAGGCAAGAUGUCUUUUGGGGGACUUGACCAUACUGUUUAUUCACUACAAGGUUAGUGUAGUUUGCAUGUGAGCAAGAAAAACUUGUUGGGUGAAUAUUUUUCAUUCUUUAACUUAAGUCUAGAAUGUGGCACUAUUUUUAACACCCCGAGUGAGUAAACUUGUAUCGAAAUAACUUGUACCAGCACAACUUUGUAUCGAAACAACCAGUAACUCCACAUGACAAGCAAAUACUAGCUAGUUGUAAAUUUAUUUGCCAAAUUUGAACCCAUUAUGUAUACAAUGUGCUUCUCAUUAAACAAUAGGAAUCCCUUCAGGAAAUCAAAGCCCUCUCCGAAGCAAACGGUGAGUAGAAGUUUGCUUGUUUAGUACGUCUCUAAAAAUAGACCUUUCCACGGUUUUUUUCAAGUUCAAGUUUCAAGUUAGUGAAAAUCUACAGGUCAACUCCACUGGAAAGAGCGCCUUUAUCAAUUAUUGAUCCUUAAGACAUAUCACUUUCAAACUUUGUUGGUAUACCAAUAAUAAAGCACUCUCUCUAGUAAUAUGAUAUCAAUGGAUUUUCCCUAACAGGUCCAUCUCGAAAGCUGAUUAAUAUUUCAGUAAUUGACAGAAACUAAUCUCUUCUUUUCAAUUUGAUUGCAUUGGGGCUUAGUUGCUUAUGAACUUUUUUGUGCAAAUGUGGCAUUUAUUCAAGGGUGGCACUUAAUCAGGGACAGCACUAAUGUCUUAUUCUAGUAAAUACAGUAUGCACCCUAGAGAAGACCUUUAUUGCUGCUGCUUGAAAGCCCAAUAUGACACUCUAAAGAGACUUGCAAAGGCAGAUAACCAUUUUCAGAACUCUGGUGAUUUUUGAUUGCAAUUAAGAUGUCUCUCAGACCUCUCUGCUGCCGUCGACUGAGUGUAACAGUGCCUGUUUGUUUCUUAUAACCAACCUAAGUGAUAUUUCUAUGAGUAACACUAAACAUUUUUUUUCCUGGACACCCUUACAAGUGAGACCAAAAUAUGAAAUUUAUACCUGCACCCCUAAACAAGAUGAAGAGCAUCCCUGUCUUUUUCGUGUGGGAGUUGGCCUUUCUAAGUUGGAGCUGACUCUUUUAAUAACAUGUUUAAUAAACCAAUUUGUUUCGAUAUGCUUUGAAUUCAUAUUUAACUCCAAGGCUUGGGGAAACACUCUAGAGAAGUGUAUCACAGUUUAUUCAUCCCUGAACUUUAAGGUGUUUUUUUCCUUUUAUUUCCCUCAAUCCCUCUACCCAAGUACAUAUGUAUGGAUUUUGUUCUUUUAAUAGUUAUCCAUUGACAUGAACUAUGCAGUGCGCAUGCAAGACAAUUUUAUAAGGGUGAUUUAAAACUAGCUUUCAUCAACAGUUUUUUUUCGGCUGAAACUGGUCAUUUGUAUAUUCCAACCAGUGAAAAGUGAUUUGGGACAAACUGGUUUGCUCUUAACUAGUCACUCACUAAAAUUGCCUGAUGAGUGUGGUCACCUUUAGGCCAUACUAAACAGAGCUGUGGCAAUAAAGCUAUGGAUAAACUCUGAAGCCUGGAACUAUCUUUGAAUUGCAUUAUUGUUCCUGAAAAGUUGAGCACUCUAGAAAAAUUAUUCUAAACAGUUCAGAAAAUAUAUAUUUUAAUUUGGAUGACUUAGUGGUAUGAAUUUUUCCAUUCAACUUCAGGCUUCUACAGUGUAUUGUGAAGGCGCAUUAUUUGUGGGCGUUCUUUCCUAAAUUUGUCAGACAUUAAAUUUUCAAGCAUACUAUUGACUGCUUUGGAGUUUAAAUUUACUAAAAUAUGACUAAUUUUAUAAUAUUGUCAAUUAAUGGUGAUAUGUAUUAGGUAACGUGUUGUCUUGUGUCUGCUUACCUUUUCUCUUAACUUUUGUAACAAAUUUUGUUAAUUAUCUGUUUCCAUUAGAUUAACCUUUUCCAAUAUACUCCUGAAAGUGCCAAGGCAUGUGAUUUUACUUAGCAGUUCUGAAUAUACAUACACUACCUGAUAAUGCAUGUGUUAAAACUGUUGUCGGAUUUCUCACAAUUUACAAACAUUUUUUGUUUUAUUACAUCACAAAAUUGGCAUUGAAACCAGCUGGUGUAACAUAUUUUACCCACAGUACCACUCAUCAAGACACUGAUCUUGUUAAUUAUUAAUCAGAGCCAAUUUUCAAGUUCACUAAUGCUUUCAAUGAUAUGUUCAGGACACUAAAAGUCUUUAAAGAUAUUAAGUUCCCAAAAUCAGUCAAAAGAGGAGGUAUCAAAACAGUAGUUUUGAAAUUAUUUGGGUUAUUUCAAUAUCAAAUACUUGGUUUAAGCAAAAAAAGUACAAGUAUAUUAUGUAAAUUCAGUUGUAAACAAUUUUGAUCAGAGCAUCGGAAAUUCUACAAGCUGGUGCAACGCAACUUUGUCUUGAAUCUGUGGAAAAUUUAAAAUAUAAUGUUUAGCUGCAUGGGAAAAAGAUCAAAAGUAAGAAGAAAAUACAACACCCUUUGGGUAAGAUUUUUCUUUUCUGUGAGAGCUGAGUUUUUUUCAAGGUCUUGUUUUAAUUUGUGUUGAUGGGUAGAUAUUUUUUUAUUGUGAUUUCUUUCAAUGUGAGACACUGUUUAAGGUUGUGUGGCACUGUUUACUUGAAAUAUAUCAUAAGAAAUAUUAUAGCAGAAUUCUAAUUUACCGUUGACUUAUUUUUUCCCUGAAAUAAAGCACAACUUGGAAAACUGGAGUAGGAUAAAUCCAUGUGAUGAAUAGGACAAUAAUUGCACGAUGACAUCAUUUUACUACAACUACCAGAAUCCUUCAGUUUGUUGUUUUCUUGUGCAAAUUAGGACUAUUGUUCUUUAAUCCUCAGCGGGAUUGACAAAUUUCAAUAACAAAGCAAAAACGAAAUGAAUUCUGGUAGUUGUAGUCAAAUGUCUUCAUCGUGAAAAUGGCCUAUUUCAACAUUAAUUGAUGUAUCAAGGUAACAGACCUGUUUUUGCAUCUCAGUGCAUCAUGUCAUCAUCACCGAUGAUUGAGAAAUUUCUGGCUUUAUGCAGUAGACAAGAAAUGUUAGAUAAUAUGCAGCAAAUAACACAGUUCAUUAUAGCAAAGCAGCAUUGAUCUUGUAAAAGAAUUAUGUGCAAUUAAUAUCAGUACUCAUUUAAACUAAUUUUCUACUAGGGUGAUAGAGAAUUUGAAAGGGAGGUAGCCAGAUUUAACCAGUAAGUACACCGUUUAAAAUUAUGCUAUACCAAUACUUUAGACUUGCUUUAUGGGUACUUUGAUUAUAAAAAUGUUGGUUGACUUUAUCAGAAAUAUUUUUCACAUUUCUGCAAUCCUUUAAAGUGGCAGAGAAAACACCUCCCAAUAGUUUUCUUUAACCUUCAUAUUUUGGCGAUGAGAAUCUUUUAUCUGUCAGUGGGCCAAAAAACUACGAAAAUGAUCAAUUUGUGCAUGUUACUAUCAAGAGUGAAUUUUAAGACUGAAUCUAAAUGUUCACUGGUUCUUGUUUAUUGUCAGAUUUAUUGAAUGAACACUGGUAUAUGGUUAAGCCCAAGGUAGUGAAGAGAAACAAAGUAGAGGAAAAGCUUGGCAUAACAGUGUAUUUUUCUAUCAAUUUUAUUCAGAUUGGAAGGAGCAACCAAGAAAAUUUAUAAAGAUACCAAAAAACAUGGAGAUGCUCUUUCAGGUAAAAUAAUAUUAUUAUUUUACGUGGUAUGCACUCAAGGAUCAAUGACAAAGACAGGUUUACACACUUUGGUAGUCUUUUGGUCAUCAGUGCAAAGUGCCUGUUACUGGCAUAAGGUUGCCUAUCUAAGAAAUUCAUCAUUCAUUUCUCUAUAAAAUCUAUGCACCCCCCAGCACCUUCUAAUGGAGUGUUUAUUAGUUUGAACCUCUGUGCCCAACCUCUACCCUCUAGAACUUCCAGUUUACAUUCAUACUUUAGAUUCAUACAGUUUAGAUUCAUGCAUGUCCUCUUUUCUUCCAUAAUCCUGGCCCAGUGACCCACCCUUUUUGACGUGUGUAUAGAAAUAUUUUCUGGAACCAGUCAUAACAAAUAUAAUAACCUUUGAUUCUUUUAGCUCUGUCAAAAGCUGAACUAAAGAUUUAUCAGGAUCUGACGACAAGUCCAGUUUCACAAGAUGAGUUGUUCAAGGAACCGGUAAUGUCAUUGAUAAUACUAUUUAUCAUACUUAUACGUAAGAUGUUUUAGUCUACUUUGAGUAAUGUUCAGUCACUGACUCUGUCCUGAUUUUUAAGAUAUUACUAAGUUAUUAAACAUCUGUGAAUUCCUCCACACACUUUCUCUUAAAAUAGGUGUUGUAACACACCAAUUUUUUAAAUCCUGGCACUACUUAUUUUAAAUUACAUGUUAAGAUUCUUGGUCAACUCAUGAAGCUUUAAGAGCCAAUCUUGUUUAUUGUUAUGUUAAUCAAUCUGAUUAUUUUCCUUUGAUAUGUUACUAACAGUUGCAAGAAUGCACUGCAUGUGCUGAGAAGCUUGAUGAGCUAAGGCAGGAACUGGUACGUUGGUUAAUUGUAUUGGAGGUCAUCCCUUUGUUGGCUUCUUCUUGAACAGCAAAAGUGAAGCUUAAAUAGAAUUUCAGAUCAGACAAAAGCCAGCCAGCUAAAUAAGGGUGCAAAAGCUCUUGGCCGAGUUGUUCAAAGCUGGGUUAAGAUAACCAAGGGUUAGUGCAAGAUUUGAAUUCGGAUUUGAAAGCUUAAAAAGCAUUUCAGUUUAAAUUCUUUUUGUCUACAAGUUGAUAAUUGGAAGCUCUAAAAAUAACAGAGAAAAUUAUCAGAGAAAAUGCUUUUGAACACAAGAAAAAGAAACCAGGGUUAAAUUUAACCCCCCAUUAAGCGCUAAUCAGCCUUCGAACAAGUGGGCCCUGGGGCUAAAAUCAUCCAGGAAAAUGCUGAAUACAAAGAGUGAUCCGCCCUGUGAAGGGGAGAGAAUUGGAUUUAAGGUUCAAUAGACCCUUCCGCAAUUUUCUUCAAUGUUUGGCUGGGACCAAUUAGUGAAAAUCCAUCUACACAGCUGUAAAGAAUGCGUUAAAAUUAGGAAAGUUGUCUGGUGUGAAACUGACUUGUUGAAAAGUAAUGAAGAUGUAGCUGCGUUAAUUCACAGAAUUUUACUGAUGUUUGUAUAGUGGGGGGCACGAACUUGCCCACAUCCAUACAAAUGUUGGUAAAAUUUAGUGACUUUGAGGAGCAAAUUUUAUAUCUUCACUCUCUUGGACCUAUUAAACAUGGUAAUUUUACUGAUAUGAGACCCUCUUUCCAGCCAUGUCAAUGGAUAUUCACUAACUGGUCUAUGAUUUCCAUCUUUCCCUGUGUGUAUCAGUAAUCUCUAGGGGAGAAAGCACAGUAUACAUUUCCUGCGCCCAGAAAUUAUGACAAACUCUCUUUUUAACUUUGUGGAGAAUAUCCCAAGCAUGAUUCUUGUUUUCUUCUUGUUCUUUUUUCCAGGCAACUAGAAACCAAAAGACUGUCACGGAACCGAUGAAAAAGUAAAAGUUUUGUGUUCUUUGUUAGGAUUUAUUUCAGAUGUUGUCGGUCAUUCAAUUUUAUCCUUGGCUUUAUUUCCAAUGCUUUUUGGCCUGUGUGUAUGCUAACAUAGUGUGUCCUAACUAGUUUGAAGAUCGUAGAUAAACAGUUGUUCCUUGGGUUGUCCACACUUAAUUGAUUAAACAUGCAUUUUUGUUAUAAUCCAGGUUUAGUGGUGUGUUUCCCAGUGUGAAUGCAGCAAUAAAAAGAAGAGACCAAGCACUGCAGGUAUAAGUAGCCCGGUUUGAAAAAGGUGAAGUUAUAGCUGAAUAAAGUGUGGCCUGUUAAUACAAAAUUUAAAGUUUGAAAUUGAAAUUCAAACAAAUGGUCGAUCAAUGUCCUGUAACUGUAAGCUACAAAGUUAUUGGCUUUCAUUUCUGCUGGGAGGGAUAUAUUCAAAUAAAUAUUUACAAAAAAAACAUAAUUCGGUUACAUCCUUACAGGAACACUUUAUUUUUUCAUUGGUUGUUUUUUUCCUAUGAAUGAACAAACAACGGUUGUUGUAUUUAUUUUAAAGCACACCAGUGUUUUUAAAAAUGAUACACAGCCUAUAUUCUGUGAAAAAUGUCAAGUAAGAUAACAUAGCGUUUAAGGAAAUUUAUUUGUGGGAAAAAGUUUGCAAAAGUCCUGUGUCAAAUUCUCUUUUUUAUAAGGAUUACCAGAAAUACCAAGCUAAAGUGUUGAAGUUGCAAGAAAGGGAGAAAACGCCUCAAAAUCAGGCCAAAUUAGAUGCGGUGAGAAACGACAUCCUUUACCUACAUACAUCAUAGUCUAAGAAUUACUACAGUGAUAUUGUUCGAGCCUUCAGAAGUAAUUCAUCACUUUAUUGCGACAAUACUGUUUCGUGUGAUCAAAACUGACACACUCAUCAGGCAAUACAACGUGGUUGAUCUUACGAAACAGUAUCCUCCCAAAAAAGCUAUGAUUUAAUACUUCUGAAUUCUAUCGCAGAUCACAGCUGGUCACUGUGCUACGGUAAAUAGACAACACUGAAAGUGUCUCCUAGUCCUAAUGACAAUCCGAAAAAGAGUUUUAAGGGGAAACUGUCUCUCUCAGUUAUUUAUCAAUAGAGCAGUGACCUGCACUUGUAACCUAUGUCCUGUGUUUUGUACCAACAGUUUCUGUACUGUAACAUUAGGGCCAUUUAUACGAGGAAAAAUAAGACGCGAACUGGACCAUUUAUACGAGCAUGUGUUCUCUAAGUCUUCUGUACACUUAAACUUACUGUUAAAGUGUAAGUUUAUAAUACGAAUAUAGCAAUUUGAUAUAAAUUGUGAUAGUUAAAAUGGUCUACUUACACCAGCAGAUGUCACGCAUUUGUCCAGGAGGUUUGUUAUCGCCUUCUCUUUACAUAAUAACAAAAAAUCUUUUUCCUCCGGGAUGGACCAAGUGUCUCUUUUUACCUUUAAUGGCGUGCUCAUUGAGCGAACAAAAAAAUAAAGCAGAAAAGACAAGGAAACGAAAAUGCGUUGUAAUUUGUAAACAAUUUUUCCCCGCCAGCCUGCCAGUGGCCUGCCAGUCCACCGAGGGGCAAGCGAUAAUUUUCCCGCCAAAAAUUAACGCAUGCGUACUACGCUAAGACGUGUCUUAUAAGUCUUAUGCACCUAUCAAUGUAAAGCCGGCGGGGGGGGAGGCAGGGCAUGGGGUGGGGAUUUGAUUGUCUCUGUUGUCCCUGGGGUAGGGCAUUUGAUUGAUCUUGUUCUCCCGGGGGAGGGGAUAUUUGAAUCUUUCUUCGCCCGACGUGGAGAUAUUUGACUGCCGACUCGGACGAAAAAGACUGAGACCGAACAUAUGUUUCCCGCUUCCACGCUUCACGCAUGCGCCGUACGGUUUGAGAAAGAUCAGGAAUUCGUGGAGGCCAAUGAGAACAAGCGAAGGCUGAGUGGAUUUCACUGUUUUGUCUUCAAAUUUCGUUUGUUUUAGCGUGUUUUUGAUCAAUUGAACCUCUUAAUAUACUGUGGUAUCAAAGUAAACGGAAGUAAAGAGAAACCAAGUCAAUUUUUGCAAGUACAAUUGAUUAGUGUAUGGCUCAUUCGCUACAAUCACUGAAAACUUAUAAAAGUGACUUUCUUUGUACCCUUUACUAAGAACUUUCUCCUAAAGGUUUAUGCAUUCUACGCAGAGUAACACGGAUUAUGGUUAAAACGUAUAAUUGCAGCUGUAACAGGAACAGGUAUCUUUUGUGAUGCAGAACGUUUAUAAAAGAUUGCAGAGUUUUAUUUGGAGAUAUUUUUAUUGUACCUUUCUUAGGUUCUGCCUUGGGAUUGACAGCAAUGUGCAGCCUGGGGUGGGGAAAUUUGGUUGCAUUUGACUGGAAUGAUUUGCCCGUGGGCAGGGAAUUUGAUUGCAAAUUUUUGAAAAAAGUCAAAUCCCCACCCUAUGCCAUGCCUCCCCCCCCCGCCGGCAUUACAUUGAUAGGUGCAUUAUCUAAGGCUGUUCUAAAAUAAGACAGGCAGACGUGUCUUAGCUAAGUCGCGUCUUAUUUUAGACGAUAUGUGCCGUUUAUAUGGAAAGUUCGCGUCUUAUAUUUUUCCUCGUAUGAAUGGCCCUAUUGUCUGCUCCUGUAAAGUUGCGCACUGUGGGAAAUUGGUCUUUUACUGAAUUAAGUAACAAUCAGAAUUAAUCUAUGAAUAAAGUUUUACAAAACAAGCGUGAAGAAAUUCCAAUGCAAUAUAUGUGACCUUAACGACUGAUUUUUGUUGUUGUUGCUUCUGUAGACCAACCAAGCGCUGGCGGCAGCAAAACAGGAUUAUGAAAAACAGAACUCGGUCAUGCUGGCGGUAGGUCAACUCUCUAAAGAAUGUCUCCACGCUAAAAUAUUCCCGCGAAUUUGGCAAUUUUAUUCUUCUAAUUUAUAUUUAAAUGGUUUAGCUCAUCCUUGUGGUGUUUUAAGCUGAAGUUUGAUCGUGGCCUUUUCUUGUUUGCGCUCACUAUUAAAGUUCCAUACCUUUCCCACGGAAGCUACUUUUAUCUAAGACCCCUCCCACCCCUUUGGAGUUAAUUCACCUUUUUUUACCUUUUAAUUUCACCUUCCAUACCCCUUUCUCCCUUGAACCUUAAAGAAUUUCCAAUCAUUUCUGUGGUGGGUAUAGAGAUUUUCUCCCCUCCCUUCGCCGCCGGUCCACCAAACAGGCGUAUAAAUGGCUUGCCGAGAGUACAUCUAGUAUCCAUGAGGAAAUAGCGGGCGCUAUUUCCUUUCACUAAACGAUGCAAAGAGAGUUGGUACGAGACUGAAAUAAGUUAUGCGCAAGAUACAUCUCUAGCCGGAUUUUGGAAAGCGUUACCGCCAAUUAAAACCUCUUUCGCUAAGGAGUUUUUUUUUUUCACCCAAAGUAGUGCAAACGUCACUUUUUCCCCCUUCUCCUCCUUUCUUUCUCCUUGCUCUUUCUUUUUAUUCUUUCCCGUUGCAUUUGCUAGUGUGAUAUUCGCGCUUAUCAGGCGAAAUAAAUCCUGCCUUUUGGGCCUUCUCCAUCAAAUGGCUGCAAAUUUCGUAGUUUGCCUAAUAUUAUAUAUUUUUUCUUUUCUUAUCUGUUGCAGGACUUGCCUCAGCUAAUAGAGGGUAGAAUAGACUAUUUUGAACCUUCGUUUGAAGCUAUGAUCAGAUCUGGGGUAAGUUUCGUUUUUUUACGAACCUGGCAGGUGCUAUCUCAGUCAUGGUUGCUAUACAUUCCACAAGAGGUUAACACACAGGGACGACCUAAACGGAUUUAUGUCGUUCACGGAAAGACAACAGCACUGGUGUGGACGCAUAGCCUUGAGACGUGGCUAGUGCCUAGACGUGCUUUAUUGAAGUCGACACCACGAGUUUCACAGCAGAAAAACUGUAAAGCGCGCGGUGACGACGAGUCGAUGAGAGGUAAACGCGGGAAAAGCAUGCAAGCACGUGACAUUUCGUAUUGAAUUUCUACUGCUGAUUGAUUGAAAAAGUGGAGUAAGCGUCUUAGUUGAGUAAUCACAUGUUGGCAAAGAAAAGCAGGGCAAAUACCUGCCAAUUACCAAACCAAACGCUUUCGGCAUCCACACCUUCAAGAAGAGAUUUCUUCGGCCAGAAUUUAAUGAAAAGAUUUUUUUCUGUUUGUUCACAGGCCAGUUAUUACAGUAAAGCAUCAGAAGCCCUUUCAGACCUCACAAACAAACUCGGCUGGAAAAAAGAACUUUCGGACGAGGAUUCUCAACAACAGCUCCAGCAAAAACUGGCAGAUUUAAAGGCACUUUCAAUUGUGGAAGAUGGCUGACCUGUAAUAGCGGAGCAUUAGAUCAGACUGUUCACCAGACUAUGUCCGGCUCGGCUUGUUCUGCUAUGAAGAGGACCGUUAUAGGAGGGUCCUUUUCUCACCUUUAAUCGUUACGGAACAUCUAACAAAAAAUUCACCUGGGGGGGGGACUCCGCGUAUGAAAGGGGUGGGGAUGCUCGUCGUCUCGCUUAGGGGUGUAAGUUUCGCAUUUUGGUCUCACUUAGGGUGUUCUGCGCAAAACGCCAUCAUAUUUAGCCGUGAAGGUCUUGUUUAGGGUUGCACGCGGCUGAUAAUAGGGAGCCUUAGCAACGACGACGGCGACGGCAGCGAGGACGUCAAAAAAGCAGUAGGUUUAUUACGCAAAACAACAAGUUUGCACGUGCAUCACGCUUUUUUGUACAUUUCUUUACCGUCCUUGCACGACUACGACGUGAAAAUGCCUAAUUACAGGUUUUAUGGAGGACGUAAACAAGCGACGACGAAUCCCUUUUUCUCUCUCUAAACUUGAGUGCGGUCCUCAAGAAAUCAACUCCGGGGAAAUUCGCUUACACUUGCCAUUUUCAGCAAAUUGGAAUAAACGCGACAAAGAUUGAAAACACGGGAA
Molecule: messenger RNA, 12573 nt
Organism: Porites lobata
Lineage: Eukaryota; Metazoa; Cnidaria; Anthozoa; Scleractinia; Poritidae
Source: the annotation of a GenBank genome assembly